UCCUUCAUUAUUAAAGACAUUCGUAUUACUUUUUUGGAAACUAUAAUCUCUCCCUCUCACUCUCUUUCUGCAGACAGCAACUUUCUGUUGGGGAACGCUCAGGGUCACCGUGGUUACCCCAUUGUUUACUGCUCGGACGGGUUCUGCGAGCUGACGGGCUUCGCCAGGACAGAGGUCAUGCAGAAGAACUGCAGCUGUCGCUUCCUGUACGGCUCCGGGACGAGCGAGCAGGUGGCACAGGGCAUGGAGAAAGCGCUGGAGAGUAAAGAGGAGUACCAGGCCGAGGUCCAGUUCUACAAGAAAGACGGAACGUCAUUCUGGUGUCUGCUGGAUAUCGUUCCCAUAAAGAAUGAGAAAGGAGAGAUGGUGCUGUUCCUUUUCUCCUUUAAAGACGUGACGGACUCGCACGGGAAGAGCCACCACGGCGGCAGGAGAGACGAUGAUAAGCACCAGAGCAGGAAGAGCAGCAGCUCUCGGUUCAUCGCCGCCAGGAGGCGUGGCCACUCCGUCCUCUGCCAAAUCACCAGCCAGUUCAAACGCGGAGGAAAGAACGAUGUCAACCUCAGCGGCAACAUGUUCGAGAAGCCGUCGUUGCCCGAGUACAAGGUAGCGGCGGUGCAGAAAUCCCGCUUCAUCCUUCUCCACUACAGCGUCAGCAAGGCAUUGUGGGACUGGAUGAUCCUCCUGGCGACGUUCUACGUGGCGGUGACGGUGCCGUAUAACGUGUGUUUCACGCCGUACGUCGAACCAGACACGGCGGCCAGGAGCACCAUCGUCUCGGACAUCGUCGUGGAGAUGCUCUUCAUCCUCGAUAUCAUCCUGAAUUUCCGCACCACCUACGUGAGCCAGUCUGGUCAGGUGGUGUACGAUUCGCGCUCCAUCUGUAUCCAUUACGCCGCUACGUGGUUCUUUGUGGACUUGGUGGCCGCGUUGCCCUUCGACCUCCUUUACGCCUUCAACAUCACUGUCACAUCUCUGGUUCACCUGCUGAAGACGGUACGUCUGCUGCGACUGUUGCGUUUGCUUCAGAAGCUGGAUCGUUACUCUCAGUACAGCGCGAUGGUGCUCACUCUCCUCAUGUCCAUGUUCGCUCUGCUUGCUCACUGGAUGGCCUGCAUCUGGUACGUCAUCGGACGAAAAGAGAUGGAGCGCAACGCUAACCAGCAAGACUGGGACAUUGGUUGGCUGCACGAGCUUGGGAAGCGCUUGGAGAGCCCGUACGUGAACAGUACAUUUGGAGGUCCGACUGUCCGUAGCGCCUACAUCGCAUCGCUGUACUUCACCCUCAGCAGCCUCACCAGCGUUGGAUUCGGGAACGUGUGCGCCAACACGGACGCCGAGAAGAUCUUCUCCGUCUGCACCAUGCUGAUCGGAGCUCUCAUGCACGCCGUGGUGUUCGGAAACGUGACGGCCAUCAUCCAGCGCAUGUAUUCACGCCGCUCGCUCUAUCACACGCGCAUGAAGGACUUGAAGGACUUCAUACGCGUCCAUCGGCUGCCGCAGCAGCUGAAGCAGCGCAUGCUCGAGUAUUUCCAGACCACGUGGUCGGUUAACAAUGGCAUUGACGCUAACGAGCUCCUGCACGAUUUUCCGGACGAGCUUCGGGCCGACAUCGCCAUGCACCUGAAUAAGGACAUCCUGCAGCUUCCUGUGUUUGAGGGCGCGAGUCGGGGCUGCCUGCGCUCGUUAUCGCUGCACAUUAAAACCUCGUUCUGUGCGCCGGGCGAGUACCUGAUCCGCCAGGGAGAUGCACUCCACGCCAACUACUUUGUCUGCUCCGGCUCGCUGGAGGUGCUCAAGGACAGCAUGGUGCUUGCUAUAUUGGGAAAAGGCGACCUGAUUGGCUCGGACCUGCCGGGACAGGAUCACGUGAUUAAGACGAAUGCAGACGUGAAAGCGCUGACGUAUUGCGAUCUGCAGUACAUUAGCGUUAAAGGGCUGAGGGAGGUGCUGGAGCUUUACCCCGAAUACGCCAGCGUGUUCACUGCCGACAUCCACCACAACCUCACCUACAACCUGAGAGAGGGCAGUGAGGCUGAGGGUCUUGCGAGGUUCUCACGUUCUCCAAGGUUCCCUCACAGCAAUCGGAUGGAAUCGACAGACGGAAAGCAUCCCUGCAUGAUCGAAACCGCCGGAGAAGCGGAAGAACACUGUCACCUUUCUCCGGCAUCGAGAUCCCGCCGGAACCUUCUCCUCCCGAACCUGGGGAACCUGCUGGGUGAUGAGCUGCGGCAGUUUAACGCUCUGCGCCGCUGCCGUUCCCCGGUGAGAGGAACCCGUAGAAGCGUGUCUCCGAAACAACACCCCAAAUCUGACCAUCCUUCACCUGCCGCGACUCAAGAGGGAUUCGCCGCACGGAAACCCAACAAACUCCUCAUCCCCUCUCUCAGCUGCUUCGCACCGCCCGACCUCAGCCCGAGGGUGGUUGAUGGGAUCGAGGAUAAUGGACGUGUGUUUCACUUCAGCACCGAACACAGUGGGACCAGCACUAGUACAGCAAAAGAUAACGAUCAGGUGAACAGCACACUGCUCCAGGAGACGGAGGAGGUGCGAGAGAGCAUCAGUCAACUCAACAAAAAGAUGGUCAGCCUAAACCAAGAAGUGUCUCAGCUAACGAAGGACCUGCAUCACAUGAUGCACCUUCUACAAGCACAAGCAGCUGUUCAUCACUACACCACUUCCAUGUCCUCCUACCCCUAUGGAGUGCACGUGAUGCACACGAACACCGCGGCAUACACGGCCAGCGUGCACUCUCAUCAGGAAGCCCAAGGCCUUUAUCAUCCACAUCAUCAUCAUCUUCAGGCUGACCACGCUGUGUCUGAGAACAUCGUCCACAUCGGGACAAGCGCAUGGAGCCACGCUUCAGAAAUAGGUGGAGGUCGGACAGGUGCACCCCCACAACCCGACGUCUCCAGACACCAUCCUCAUCUUGAUCCUAACAGCGCCUGUGAUCCUACUUCCUGUAAAUCAAGCUUAAUUAACAUCAACACCUCCACUUCCUCCUUCUAUCCAGCAGAAGGAUACAAGAAACAGGAAGCAUCAAGUCAGGAUCACGGCACCCUCGCGAACAUCAGUCGCUCGCAGCCCGUUCUGUUCAACCGGGACAAACCAAACCAAGUCUCUUUAAAUCUUCAUUUACUUUCCAGCGCGCCAACAUCCACCCACUCCCUGCUAAUCGCUAACAGCACAAAUCCGAUCCGCCGCAAUCCUCCAACCUCUAGCGAACCAAAUCUGGAAAUGGAUACUGACAUUCCGGACGCAGUCCUAGAAAAGGUCAAUGAGGACCGGGAAGACGCUGUCCUGCUGUCAGAUUUAAGCAAAGUGGGACACACGAGUCGCGAGUGCCUGCUAGCAGAUGACGGAUCUGCGGAAAACCGGGACACUUCCGAAUCAGAAUCGACGAAACCUGAUGAUGCCGGGACUCAAAAUGACAGCAGCGGCUCUGAAACUUCCUGGUGCAUCGACCUGAUGGACUGACCCGAGACUCUACAGAAAGUAUAUUCAAAACGUUUGCAGUGACUUUUUUUUUUGGACAAGGGAUUGUCUUUUCCGUCCCACCCGUGCAAAUAAGAUAAUAACUAUGCAAGACGCAUGUUGAUUGUGCAUUAUUCCUUAUUUACUCUAUCGAUACUCAGUAUACCACACGAAUAGCUUGCCUUUGAAUCAGGGGUCCAAAAGUCCGAGUCCACAAAUUCUAAUCUGAGAUGAAUUCACAGUGCUCUGUACGUUUCACGUCAUCAUCCUAAAUGUUUCCAGCCAAUAAGAAGGCACCGUAUUGGCUGGACGCGUGGCGGUCUGGGAAAACCCAUCCGAUGUCUACGUGGGCAUUUCUACUUUAAGAAAGCGUGACUAUAUUGCACCGAAAUGUUUUUAUUCCGAUUAUUUUCUCGUAAAGAUCAUGUUUUGUAAGGCGCCAGUCAAGACGUCUAAAACCUUGCUAGCCAAGGAUCAUGAUUUGACCAAGUUGUGGGAACGAAUACAAAGACGAGAGAUGGAGCUAACGGUUCUUUCCCCACCGAUGUCAGCGUGAACAGAGAUCAGCGGCGUGAAAAGACAACGACGAGGCUCGCCGUAAGCGAUUUUUACCUCAGGUGACGUGACGAGAGUAAAUCAUUUUCUAUCGUAAACUUAACAUUCUUUGAAAUUUCCCAGUAAAUUUAGCGCCAUCGUUUCCGUGGAAAUGAAACGCAAAUUUACAAUAAAUACCGAACUUUCGUUCUGGUUGAGAAACAUCUAGAAGGAAAGUUUGAUAAAGUAAAAGAUGUCCAAAUGUGACCAUGUGAAGGGUUUUUCCGCAGACUGAUGAGGAGUGUUAGUGUUUGAGCCAGACUUUUGGACUCGAUAGUGUUUGCCGUGGUGAACUAUCAGGGUGUUUAUGGGGGGCAUUUUAAUAAAUAAAGUGGAUUGCCGAUGCAAACAAUCUGCCGUUGUAGCAUUUUGACAGUAGCAUUUGCCAGCGUAGAUGCAUACUAAACUUAUAUUUUUUUUUUUUCUGGUACAAUCAAUGUUCUACAUUUCUUCUUACCUUCGUGCAUGGUAAAGUUUAUCGUUCUUUUUUCCUAAGGAAAAGGUAUCAAGUGAAAUGUGUUUACAUUAUGAAUGUUUGAAGGGAAUGACUUCAUGGAAUUUAGCACGUGCACUGUUUAGACUGCUUUUCUUAAAAGGAACCAUUUCUCAGAAUUUCAUUUAAAAUCUACUCGCAGAUCAGGUCCGUAACAUUUCUUUCAUUAAAGAAUUUAUUAAUAGCUAAAAUCUUACAGCAGGUUUUGUUUGGUUUUAUUUUUACUGUAAAGGUCUUACAACGGUGUGUGUGUGUGUGUGUGCGUGUGUGUGCGUGUGUGUGCGUGUGCGUGUAUGUGUGUGAGAUGCUGCAGCUUACACUGUUUCACAUUUGCCUAAGUGUGUAUUUUACACUCAUGAAUGAUUAAUGAGGAAUCGUUAGCUGUGAGCAAGAACUCGGUGAAAGAACGACAGGAAAGAGUGGACAUUAUGCAACACACACACACACACACACACCCACACACACACACAAACACAGGUUUGUGCGUUUUCAAGUCCUUUAUGCAAUUCAGUUCAAGUUCAUCUGAAUUUUUCAAAAUAAAUCCGAAAAAAAUCCUUAAAUAUUAAUUUCUAUGAAAAUCUUUUUGUUAAAUCUCUUGUUAAGAACAUUUUGUUACUGAUGUACCAACAAUUCUGAGAUUUUUUCCUGAAUGUGACCGCAACGCAGCUAACGAUUUAUUCCCUUUAAAAUGUGAAUUUUAAUUUAAUUCAUCAGUAUACUAUACCAGAUUAUUUAUUUAUUUGUUGGUUUAUUUAUUUAUUUAUUUAUGCUUUUAAUUCCC
This is a messenger RNA of Ictalurus furcatus (blue catfish), 5342 nucleotides long. RefSeq names its product potassium voltage-gated channel, subfamily H (eag-related), member 4b (gene kcnh4b). Gene Ontology annotation, biological process: potassium ion transmembrane transport; regulation of membrane potential. Bases 178 to 3477 code for a protein of 1099 amino acids. The transcript is spliced from 16 exons. NCBI's taxonomy places the organism in Eukaryota, Metazoa, Chordata, Actinopteri, Siluriformes, Ictaluridae. Gene Ontology annotation, cellular component: membrane. The record is from RefSeq and is a predicted model, not a curated record. Gene Ontology annotation, molecular function: voltage-gated potassium channel activity.